UUUUUUUUUACUUUUUUUUUAUUAUUAUUAUCCGUUUUUGACUGAUCGGGCAAAUGGAAAAUCCACAUGAACAGCAACAGAGCUUUUUACUAGCAAGAAUUGUUGCAAAUAUUAACAAGCUUAAUCAAUCAAUGACUGAGCUUAACAAUAAACUUGAGAAUGUGAAUAAAUACAACGGUGACAUUGCACUUAUUGGUCACAUGUGGUCUGCUUACGAUGACUCUGUUCGUAUUCAUAUUGAGAAUACCAAAAACUAUCCCAAUCAAUAUAAGAUUAGACAGACAAUGAAGGAAUGAAUUAUUUAUACAUGUAUACAUUUAUAAAUACACGCCUAUAUAUACCCCUUUUGCAUGACAUUCUUGCUAUGCACUUACUAAUGAUAAAUAUAAUAGUACAUUAUUUUUGAAUAAAAAGAAAUACGUCGUCACGUAAAUUUUAAACACGUAAAUUUUUAAUUUUCACAUUUUACUUUUGCUUUUUAAUU
This is a messenger RNA of Cokeromyces recurvatus, 484 nucleotides long. RefSeq names its product DASH complex subunit Dad4. Gene Ontology annotation, biological process: attachment of spindle microtubules to kinetochore. Lineage: Eukaryota; Fungi; Mucoromycota; Mucoromycetes; Mucorales; Mucoraceae. The transcript is spliced from 3 exons. The record is from RefSeq and is a predicted model, not a curated record. The coding region runs from base 54 to 296 and encodes 80 amino acids. Gene Ontology annotation, cellular component: DASH complex; mitotic spindle.